Pomacea canaliculata is the source of this 961-nucleotide messenger RNA. RefSeq names its product small nuclear ribonucleoprotein Sm D2. Gene Ontology annotation, molecular function: RNA binding. Bases 131 to 490 code for a protein of 119 amino acids. The transcript is spliced from 3 exons. Lineage: Eukaryota; Metazoa; Mollusca; Gastropoda; Architaenioglossa; Ampullariidae. Gene Ontology annotation, cellular component: U2 snRNP; precatalytic spliceosome; U5 snRNP. Gene Ontology annotation, biological process: RNA splicing; spliceosomal snRNP assembly. The record is from RefSeq and is a predicted model, not a curated record.
UCUUUGGUGCUAGAAACACACUUUGUCGCCGACUGCUUCCGGAUCCGCCAUAAUCGUAGUGGAUACGUUUCCGUGUAACAAGUUUGUGUAAUUUACGCUUAGCUACCACAGUAAUCUCAACUACUCGAAGAUGUCAACGUUAAUGCAGAAACCAAAGAGUGAGAUGACGCCUGAAGAACUGCAGGCCCGGGAGCAAGAGGAGUUUAACACUGGGCCUCUGUCUGUGCUCACCCAGUCAGUCAAGAACAACACACAGGUCCUUAUUAACUGCCGAAACAACAAAAAGCUUCUUGCUCGGGUCAAGGCUUUUGACAGGCAUUGUAACAUGGUCCUGGAAAAUGUAAAGGAGAUGUGGACAGAGGUCCCUAAGACAGGCAAAGGAAAAAAGAAGUCAAAGCCUGUUAACAAAGAUCGCUACAUUUCAAAAAUGUUUCUCCGUGGGGAUUCUGUGAUUCUUGUGCUAAGAAAUCCAUUAGCAUCUGCAAAGUAACUUUGUUGUUCUUGUGUUAGCAAGUGCAUGUGGUCAGUGUUUGUGUACUUCACGUCUUCAUUUAUCACUAGGACAGAUCUGCAUUGUUUUGGUAUUAUCAUAUCUUCAUCCCUUUUAAAAAGAAAAAUGUGAAGUAGGACAGAUGAAGGUUCUUCUGUAAGCACUGGAUAGAAUGACUUGUAGACUCCUUGUGCUGGAGCUGUCUGCUUGAACAUAGUAUAUGCAAAGUAUCGUAAUUGCUGUAUGAGAAAUAAAUCUUCAUUUUAAAAAUUACUGCUGGAAACUGUACCUAAAGUGGAGGUAGAAAAAGAUAUUUUUGUUAACUACUCAGUUGCACUUUCUUACUACUCAGUUGCACUUUCUUUGCCCCAGACAGGUGUUGUAUGUGAUGUGGAUAUUUGGUGUACAAGGCAGUUAACAAGAUGCAUUUAUUGAUGAAGUUUGCAAAGUAAAGUCUUUUUUAGAAAAGUU